Molecule: messenger RNA, 4439 nt
Organism: Cololabis saira (Pacific saury)
Lineage: Eukaryota; Metazoa; Chordata; Actinopteri; Beloniformes; Belonidae
Product: NACHT, LRR and PYD domains-containing protein 12-like
Exons: 10
Coding region: 122-3415 (1097 amino acids)
Molecular function (GO): protein binding
Source: RefSeq, a predicted model, not a curated record
AGUUCAGUUCAGCUCAGUGGUUUUUCUUCAGACUGCAGAAUCUUCAUCUUCAACUCUUCGGACUGUUUUUAGAAACUGUGAAGGUGUGUGUGUGAGCUGAUGUGGACGUGAAUUCAGCAGAAUGGACCAGUGUGAGGACGGAGAGGAGGGAGUCCCUCCCUCUAAAACCUCUCUGUGUGGGGAACAUGAGAGUCGGAGCAAAGCUCAGAGGAAUCAACCUGGACCUGGACCUGGACCCGGACCUGGACCUGGACCUGGACCUGGACCUGGACCUGGACCUGGACCUGGACCUGGACCUGGAACUGGACCUGGACCUGGACCCGGACCUGGACCUGGACCUGGACCCAGCUGUGUGUCCUUGAAGAGCGAGCAGUCAAGGGAAUGGUUCGCUGAAUUUAAAGGAGACCAACAUUCUUCUUCAGAGAGAGUGGACCAGCAGAUCUCAGAGUCCCCCAGUGGUCCGUCUGUCCAGCAACAUCAGACACAGCUGGACUCCGUCUUUCAGCUGCUGGAGGACGACAUCGUCAUGUUUGUGAAGGACGAGCUGAAAAAGAUCCAGAAGGUUCUGAGUCCAGAUUACCCAGAAUCCUCAGAGAGUCUGGGGGAGGAUGAAGAUGAAGAGCAGAAGAGCAUCAGAGAGACAUUCAUGAAGAUCACAGUAAAGUUCUUGAGGAGGAGGAAGCAGGAGAAGCUGGCCGACCUCCUGCAGAGCAAGACCGUCGCUGCCGUUUGUCAAUCCAAACUCAGAGUUCAGCUGCAGAAGAAGCACCGGCAUGUGUCUGAGGGGAUCACUAAAGCAGGAAACCCAACCCUUCUGGAGCAGAUCUACACAGAGCUCUACAUCACAGAGGGAGGGACCGGAGAGGUCAACGAAGAACAUGAAGUCAGACAGAUUGAAGCAGCUUCCAGGAAACCAGACGGAGCAGAAACAGCCAUCAGACAGGAAGACAUCUUUAAACCCCCACCUGGAAGAGGAGGACCAAUCAGAACGGUGAUGACGAAGGGAGUGGCCGGCAUCGGGAAAACAGUCCUAACACAGAAGUUCAGUCUGGACUGGGCUGAAGGCAGAACCAACCAGGACAUCCAGUUCCUGCUUCCAUUCAGCUUCAGAGAGCUGAAUGUGCUGAGAGAGGAGAAGUUCAGCUUGGUGGAACUAGUUCAUCGAUUCUUCUCUGAAACCAGAAAAAUCUGCAGCUUUGAAAAGUUCCAGGUCGUGUUCAUCUUUGACGGUCUGGAUGAGUGUCGACUUCCUCUGGACUUCCACAACUCUACAAUCGUCAGUGACCCCAGAAGGUCCACCUCAGUGGACGUGCUGCUGACAAACCUCAUCAGGGGGAAGCUGCUUCCUUCUGCUCGUCUCUGGAUCACCACACGACCCGCAGCAGCCAAUCAGAUCCCUCCUGAGUGUGUUGACAUGGUGACAGAAGUCAGAGGGUUCACUGACCCACAGAAGGAGGGAUACUUCAGGAAGAGGAUCAGGAACAAGAAGCAGACCAGCAGGAUCAUCUCCCACAUCAAGACCUCACGGAGCCUCCACAUCAUGUGCCACAUCCCAGUCUUCUGCUGGAUCACUGCUACGGUCUUGGAGAAAGUCCUGGAAACCAGAGAGGGAGGGGAGCUGCCCAAGACCCUGACUGAGAUGUACAUCCACUUCCUGGUGGUCCAGGCCAAACUGAAGAAGGUCAAGUAUGAUGGAGGAGCUGAGACGGAUCCACACUGGAGUCCAGAGAGCAGGAAGAUGGUGGAGUCUCUGGGAAAACUGGCUUUUGAGCAGCUGCAGAAACCUGAAGGAAACCUGAUCUUCUAUGAAUCAGACCUGAGAGAGUGUGGCAUCGAUCUCAGAGAGGCUUCAGUUUACUCAGGAGUGUUCACCAAGAUCUUUAGAGAGGAGAGCAGCCUGUACCAGGACCAGGUGUUCUGCUUCAUCCAUCUGAGUGUUCAGGAGUUUCUGGCUGCUCUUCAUGUCCAUCAGACCUUCAUCAAGUCUGGAGUCAACCUGCUGGAGGAAAAAAGAAACACAGAGACUCAACUCUAUCAGAGAGCUGUGGACAAGGCCUUACAGAGUCCAAACGGACACCUGGACUUGUUCCUGCGCUUCCUCCUGGGUCUUUCAGUGGAGACCAAUCAGAACCUCUUACGAGAUCUGUUGGAACCAAAACAAAGAAGUUCACAGAACAAUCAGGAAACAGUUAAAUACAUCAAGAAGAAGAUCAGUGAGGAUCUGUCUGCAGAGAGAAGCAUCAACCUGUUCCACUGUCUGAAUGAACUGAACGAUCGGUCUCUGGUGGAGGAGGUCCAACAUACCCUGAGGUCUGGACGUCUCUCCACAGGUAAACUGUCUCCUGCUCAGUGGUCGGCUCUGGCCUUCAUCUUACUGUCAUCAGAAGAAGAUCUGGAGGUGUUUGACCUGAAGAAGUUCUCAGCUUCAGAGGAGGCUCUACGGAGGCUGCUGCCGGUGGUCAAAGCCUCCAAGAAAGUUCUACUGAGUGGCUGUCACCUCUCAGGGAAUAUCUGUCCACUUCUGUCCUCAGUUCUCAGCUCUCAGUCCUCCAGUUUGACAGAACUGGACCUGAGCAACAACGACCUGCAGGAUUCUGGACUGAAGAAGCUGUGUCCUGGACUGGAGAGUCCACACUGUCACCUGGAGUCUCUCAGGCUGUCAGGCUGUCUGAUCUCAGAGGAAGGAAGUUCUUCUCUGGUCUCAGCUCUGACCUCCAACCCCUCCCACCUGAGAGAGCUGGACCUGAGCUACAACCAUCCAGGGGAGUCAGCAGGGAAGCUUCUGUCUAGACUGGAGGAUCCCCGCUGGAAACUGGACACUGUCAGGGUGGAGCCUGCUGGACAACGAUUUCUGACACCAGGUCUGAGGAAGUAUUCCUGUCAACUCACCGUCGACACAAACACAGUCAACAAACACAUCAAACUGUCUGAUGACAACAGGAAGAUGAUGUGUGUGAGGGAGGAUCAGUCAUAUCCUGAUCAUCCAGACAGGUUUGAUUACUGGGAUCAGCUGCUGUGUAGAGAAGUUCUGACGGGUCGCUGUUACUGGGAGGUCCAGUGGAGCGAACAUGUUUCUGUAUCAGUGAGUUACAGAAGAAUCAGCAGGAAAGGAAACUCUGGUGUCUGUGUGUUUGGAGGAAACGAUCAUUCCUGGAGGCUGGACUGUUCUCCAGGUGAUCAGUACCGUGUCUGUCACAAUAACAGCUACACAUCCAUCACCUCCUCAUCUCCACGUCCAGACUCUGGCAGAGCAGCAGUUUACGUGGACGUUCCUGCUGGAACUCUGUCCUUCUAUGAAGUCGUCUCUGACAGACUGAUCCUCCUCCACACUUUCAACACCAGCUUCUCUGAACCUCUCUGUGCUGGAUUUAGACUCUGGUCCAGGCCUAGUUCAGUGUCUCUGUGUCCAGUUUAGUCUCCAGAGUCUCCGGUCAGAGAAACUGUCUCUGUUGAAUCCUGGACUUGGACUCUGGUUCUGGUUCCUCAGAGUCUCCAUGAUGAAGAUGAUGAUGAUGAUGAAGAUGAUGAUGAUGAUGAUGAUGAUGAUGAUGAUGAUGAUGAUGAUGAUGAUGAUGAAGAUGAUGAUGAUGAUGAUGAUGAGGAUGAUGAUGAUGAUGAUGAUGAUGAUGAUGAUGAUGAUGAUGAUGAAGAUGAUGAUGAUGAUGAUGAUGAGGAUGAUGAUGAUGAUGAUGAUGAUGAUGAUGAUGAUGAUGAUGAUGAAGAUGAUGAUGAUGAUGAUGAUGAUGAUGAUGAUGAUGAUGAUGAUGAUGAUGAUGAUGAUGAUGAUGAUGAUGAUGAUGAUGAUGAUGGUGAUAGUGAUGAUGAUGAUGAAGAAGGAGAUAAUCACCAUUUAUCUUUAGUUUUUUGGUUUAUUGUUAUUUUAUUUGAUCUUUUUCACAUUUAAACAUUAAAUAAUUAACUGGACUGUAUCUCAUUAUUCUUUUUUUAUUUAUUCUUAAUUCUGUCUAAAUGUUUUCAUGUUUGACUUCACGUUUAGAUUCUUAAAGUCUUGUUUCUUCCCUGAAACAAAGUUGGAGCUUCAAAUCUAAACAUUUCCAUUUUACAUUCAACUUUUCCAGUUUGUAUAAUAUUUGAUUGAUUUAUCUGAGUCCUGGUCCAGGUCUUUUCCUGGUCCAGGUCUGAUUCCUGGUCCAGGUCUGAUUCCUGGUCCAGGUCAGAGUCCUGGUCCAGGUCAGAGUCCUGGUCCAGGUCUUUUCCUGGACCAGGUCUGAGUCCUGGUCCAGGUCUUUUCCUGGUCCAGGUCUUUUCCUGGUCCAGCUCGAUGACGACUGUGUCUGCAGCUCGUAGUGCUGGAAGAGUCUGGCUCUUGUUUCGUUUUUUUGGUUUAUUCUAUUUUUAUUUGAUCUUUUUCACAUUUAAUAUUAAAUAAUUUACUGGACUGUUGAUGUUUGAUCAUAAAUUAGAUUUUUAUCUCAUUA